Vicia villosa (hairy vetch) is the source of this 1218-nucleotide messenger RNA. RefSeq lists its product as uncharacterized. Lineage: Eukaryota; Viridiplantae; Streptophyta; Magnoliopsida; Fabales; Fabaceae. Bases 1 to 1218 code for a protein of 405 amino acids. The record is from RefSeq and is a predicted model, not a curated record. The transcript has a single exon.
AUGAGGCCUGGCAGAAAGAACACCUACUCGUACACUUUUCCGAAUCCGAAUCUGGAUUCUCUCAAGGGGUUAGCAAGUCAGAUUACACUGGAUGAGUUGACCAAGUUCAAACAAGAUUAUGGGAGGAUUCUGUACUUCCUCAAGACACCGUUUACCAAGUAUGAAUCGGAUGGAGUUCACACUUUGCUCCAAUUCUAUAACCCUUCUCUCCGCUGCUUCACAUUUCCCGACUACCAUUUGGUUCCUACCUUGGAGGAAUACUCUUUUUUCCUCGGUAUCUCUAUCAAAGAGCAGAUACCAUAUCAUAGCAUGAUGAAGGCUCCUACUUCUAUCGAGAUUGCAAAGGCUCUUUAUUUGAGCAAAUCAGUUGUGGAAGCAAACCUCAAGGAAAAGGGAAACUGUCCUGGAUUUCAUUUGGAGUUCUUGCUUCAGAAAGCUUAUGACGCUGUUGUGACUAAACAGUGGGACACAUAUAGAGCUCUUCUGGCUCUGAGUAUCUAUGGCAUAGCGAUGUUCCCAAAUGUGGUCAAUUUUGUUGACAUGAAUGCGAUCCAUAUCUUCAUUCUGAAGAACCCGGUUCCUACGCUCCUAGGUGAUGUUUAUCACUCAAUACACCACAGAAAUGACCGAAAAGGGGGAUUGGUUCAGUGUUGUGCCCCAUUAUUGUAUCGUUGGUUUAGGUAUCAUCUUCCUGAGCGCGGCCCUUUCGUUGACAAUAGACAUACAUCAAGAUGGUCCGAUAGAAUCAUGGGGCUGGUAGCCAAAGACAUUGUCUGGUAUAAUAAGUCGUUGGAUGACGUGGAGAUUAUUAUGGGUUGCGGAAAGUUUAACAAUGUGCCUCUCAUGGGGUUAAGAGGAGGGAUCAAUUACAAUCCCAUACUGGCCAGAAGGACUUUUGGAAAUGCUUUUGUGAGUCCUCCUGAAAACAAAGAGGUUGAUGAUGUCAUGUUCUAUCAUUUGGCCACAAAUUCUGGAAAGCUGGAAGAGAUGAUACAAGCCUGGAAAACAGUUCGCCGAAAAGGUAAGAAGCAUUUUGGCCCGAAAGAUUGUGCUACUUAUGAGGCCUACACUACAUGGGUGAAGUCUGUGGCAGAAGCUCAAGGGAUGUCUUUUCCUCCUAAGGAUCCUUUAUACCCCCCAUCCGAGGACCAACCCAACAUUGUUUCCAUGCCGCGCUACAAUCAAACGGUGAAUCAAAAUAGAGAAUUAACCGAAUGA